AUGUUCUCCACGAGCAAGACCAAAGAAGCAGCAGUAGUAAAGCUGCCCCUAAUCCACAAGGUAAACCCUCCGCACUCCAGCCACUAUUGUAUUUCCUUGAGCCAUGUUUCACAACAGGGUACAGCACGGCAAGCUACUGUACCCACCACUCUGCAGCAUCUAGAACCAACUGCCGGCCCCGCCGACUUCCACAAUUAUCCGAAUUGGGCCCUCCGUAGAAAGGAUCUGGAUCUGACAGCUCACGGGCUGAAGCUGAGUUGCCCGAGAUCGUCGAUUAGUAUAUUCCAGGGCCCUGGCCUUCGGCCGAAGAUUCGGGAUUCAUCAAUCACUGCUUCCACGAAUCCUUGGCUGCUAUCGCCCAGGGUCUGCAGUGUGGGUUGGUUGUACUACUACUACUUCAUGAGUAUGCACAGAUGCCCCCUUCAAACACCGCCCCCAACCAUCAGCCCUGGAGGAUUUAACUAUGGCGAGGGUGCAUGUACAGUUCCUAGUAUCCUCUGGAACUGA
Molecule: messenger RNA, 507 nt
Organism: Penicillium lagena
Lineage: Eukaryota; Fungi; Ascomycota; Eurotiomycetes; Eurotiales; Aspergillaceae
Exons: 1
Coding region: 1-507 (168 amino acids)
Source: RefSeq, a predicted model, not a curated record